UAUCCUUACUAACUUUGGAAAGCAUUUAAGCUCUCACUGAGGCGAGAACAGAAGUUCCAAAAAUAAAUUUUAUCUUAUAUUGAGAGAACGAUUUCAAAAGAUGGCUUUGUCUAAAGUAGCUGCUGUGCCAUCACUAACAGAAGAAGAGACCAACUUCCUCAGAUUCGCUAAUCUUCUUAUUCGUAUUUCACCAAAAGCUGUUCGGGUUGUAUUUGAUAAGUAUUUUCAACCUUGCGGAUUGAAUGUGGUGUUGACUCAGUCAAAAGGAAAACUGGAAUCUUUAAAUAAAAAAAAAAUUCUUAACAAGUCACAGAUGGAAUUACUUUAUCCUUUAAAAGGAAACUCGAAGUCAUCGAAAAUGGAUCUUACUCUAAUGAUUUGUUUACUGCGCAAUUUACAAAAGAUGAAAUUAGAGGAUUCACUUCCAGCAGAAGCUUUGAUCAGCGAAGAAGCGGAUUUAUCUCGGAUAAAAUAUUAUCGGAACUGGAUAGCUCAUAACACAGCUGGUUAUAUUGAUAAAGAAGAUUUCCUGGCGAUGUGGACAAAUGUUUGCGAGGCUAUUCAACGAAUUGGCGGUGCAUCGUUUAAGACAGAAUGUGAUGUUUUGAUGUCAUCCAAUCUUGACAGUUCAUACAGAGAAGUAUAUGUUUCCUUUGCACAGCAAGAGAGAAGGUUGGAAAAAGUAGAAGAAGAAUAUAUUAAAGUUGAUGAAGAGUUACAAUCUGCCAAGGAAACAAUAUCUCAGUUAGAAGAAAAUAAAGAUAACACAAAAGAUAACCUUUUAUCAGAAGUUGCUGCUUGGGAACAAGACGAUGAAAAAUUCUUUGUGACGUCUGCUGUUCAAAAGAUUUUGGAAAGCGUAAAGCAGACACCAUUUGUUGUAAUCAGUGGUAGUGGAGGAAUGGGAAAAAGUGCUACAGCCUAUCACAUUGCGUUACUAUUUCGUAAUAUGAUGGGAUAUGAAAUUUUGCCAAUAAAUGAGCCUUCAGAUAUUUUGAAAUUUUGUAAAUUUGGACGAAAACAAAUAGUCAUCAUUGAUGAUAUAUGCGGGAAAUUUGCCAUUAACAAUCACAGUGUUGCCUCUUGGAUGAAUUUUAAAAAAUCAAUUUCUAAACUUGUCAGUCAAGCGGAAGAUACGAUACAUAUCGUUGCAACUUGCAGGCUGCAUAUACGCAAAACUAAACAGUUUGAAAAAUUGAUUCAGGCAUUUAAAAUAAAAGAAUGUGAUCUUCUCUCUGAUGAACUGGCAUUAGAUUUGAAUGAGAAACGUAAAAUCGGAUUAUGUCAUUUAAAUCAAGAAUAUAUAGAUCUAAUAGGAGACGAAGUUAUCUCUAAAACGGAUUUGUUUCCUCUUCUUUGUAAACUAUCAUCGGGAACUACAUUUAAUCCUGAAUUUUUUAAAAAGCCGUAUGAUAUAUUUAAAAUAGAAUUAGAUGAAAUGGCCGCGGGUAAUAAAGAGUGCUUUUUCGGUCUUGCUUUACUUGUUCUGUUUAACAACAAUUUGAAGACAAGUUUAUUUAAAGAUAGAGAUAACAAAAUAUUUAAUGAUAUGUUUGAAGAAGUGUAUGAAGAACUAGAAAUGUCGGAGAAGCCGUCUAAAUUAUCCGUUCUGCGAAGUCUACAAACACUAAAAGGAACAUUUGUUAAAGAGAGCGAAUGUUCAUUUUCAGCGAUACAUGAUAAGGUGUUCGAUUUUAUUGCAUUUUUCAUCGGGAAAAUGUUAGUGAAAUCUAUCCUGAGUUAUGGAAAUAGAACUUUCAUUGCAGAACGAAUGAGUUUAAAAGUCUUUAAUGAAUCAGACGAUUUUGUAAUUAUGCUUGAUGAAGAUCAAGAAGAGCUGUACUUUCAAAGAAUCAAAGAAGAAAUAAGAAGUCGAACAUUUUGGACUGUUUUCCGCAAUGUAAUAGCAACAACAACUUAUUACCAACAAAAACUGAUAUCAUUGUUGUCUAAACAAUGUGACACUUUCUCUAUUUUUACUGGAAAUUUGUGGGCAUUGGUUUUGAGCGCAUCAAACAACUGCGAUAUCUUGAAUACUUUUCUUAUAGAAGAAAGAUUAAAAAGACUACACUGUGGAAACACAACUACAACAGAGUCAUUCGCAGAUGGUGUUUUGUGGGAUGUAUUAUGUGACACACAAAUAAAUACUGACGACGACGAGAUUCAAAACGAUCUUUUAAUGAAAUCUAUAAACGGCCCCCUUUGUACCGCAGUUGAAUUGGGACGGGAAGAUUUGACUCGAGUAUUACUUGACACUGGAAAUGCUAUCAAUAUUAACAAAACUUUUUUAAUGGAAGACACGGGGGUCACACCUCUACUUUAUGCAUAUUUUGAACAUAAGCUAGAUAUUGCAAAAAUGUUCAUACAAUAUAAAUCUGAUGUUAAUCUUUCGUAUAUUAAAGGUAAUACUUUGUUGCAUUUAGUUUGUAGUAAUGACGAUUGUGAUUUCCUGGAAGUUUUACUCAACUGUGAAGCCUGUGAUUUGAAUAAGAGGAAUGAUUUAAAAGAAACACCGCUAUUUCUUGCUUGUCGAAAUGGAAGUACGGAGUGUGUGGAAUUACUUGUUGAAAGUCAAUGCGAUAAAAAUUGCAGUAAUAUUGAAGGUCAAAGUCCUUUGCAAAUAGCUUGUUCGCAGGAAUAUGAUGACAUAGUUGACCUUCUUUUGAAUAACAAUUACUGUGAAAUCGACCUCUUGGACAACAUGAAUAACACUGCAUUUACAACAACUUGUGAACGGGGUAACACACACAUUGUACGUCUUUUGGCAUUACACGGCUGUAAGAUAAACACUGCUAAUAUUCAUGGAAUGACUGCAUUACAUAUUUCAGCUGCGAUGGGAUUUGUUGAAAUAGUUGAGUUAUUACUUUUGAACGAUUGUGACAUCAACGUAUGCGACAUUCAUAAUCAAACACCUUUAAGUUUGGCAAUUGAAAACUAUCAAAAGCCUUGUAUUGAAUUGCUUAUUUCUCACGGCUGCGAUGUGAAUAUUAUUAACCUUGAAGAACAAACCCCGCUUAAUAUGGCAUGCAGAAAGAGACAUGUUGACAUUGUCAAGCUUCUUUUGAUCAUAGAUGGUUGCGAUAUCGAUAAAUUGGAUAAUAAUCAAGAAUCUCCUUUGGCCGUAGCAUGUGUGCAUGGAUGUGCAGAAAUUGUUGAACAUUUAAUACAGAGAAAUUGCAACAUGAAUACUGUCAAUAUUUACGGACUUUCCCCGCUACACAUUGCUGUUGGUAGUGACAACAUUGGAAUAGCACAAAUUCUAAUUAAAGGAGGUUGUAACUUAAACUUGUGUGAUGCCAAUAAGCGCACACCUCUCUUUUGUGCGUGUGAGAUGGGUUUUUAUGAAGCAGUUGAGUUGCUGAUAUCUAAUGGCUGCGAUGUUAACAUCUGCAAUGAAGAUGGUUUAACACCUCUAGAUAAAGCAACAUUUAACGGUUUCUUCAACAUUGUCACAUAUAUAUGUGAAAAGCAAGAGUCUAACAAAAUUGAAAUACUAUAUUCAAGAAUUUAGAAAAGGAAUAACUUGCAUUAAUACUAGGAGGUAUCUAUAUACAUAAAAGACUAGUAACAAACAUUGCAAAAUGGAAAAAUACAAAAAAAUACUUCAGCAACUUAAUUUGGAAAGCGACUGAUGUAUUAAUGGUUACAACAAAGAAUGUUAACUUUGCCGUAUUAUGAAACAUUUAGUAAUUUAUUUUGUCAUUAUGCCACAUACAGACAAGUUCUCAUUCCUUCUCAUUCGUUACGAGGCUUACGCAUUUGCUUUUGUAAAAUAAUUUCUACGAGAAAUAGAAUUUGUAAACAAUGUAAUAUUAGUGAGGUUAAAGAUGAAACCCAUUAUUUCUUAACAUGUCUUAUUAAUAAAUCUUUACGAACACAGCUUGAAAAAGACAUAAAUGAUAUUCAUCCAGGAUUUAUGGAAUCAUCCAAAAAAGAAAGAUUGCAAUUAUCGUCAUUUGAUAUAAUGUAGCUUACUGUUCCGUUCAUUUAAAAGUCAUUUGCACAAAUGGAGAGUGGACGCCACACCUGCAUAAUUACUACAAUUUUUUUACUAUUGAUAUAUGAUGUUUUGGUAUUGUAUAAUGUUUGUAUUGUGUAUAUUGUUUUGUUGUUCGCCUUCAACCUGUCGGGUAUAAAGGUGGAUUUCGUAAUAAACAUUGAUAACUGUAAAUUGAUAUAAGAAGAUGUGGCAUGAGUGUCAAUGAGACAACUCUCCAUCCAAGUCACAAUUUGUAAAAGUAAACCAUUAUUGAUGAUUAUAGGUCAAAGUACGGCCUUCAACACGGAGCCUUGGCUCACAGCGAACAGCAAGCUAUAAAGACUAGAUAAAUAUUAUCAAUGAAACUAUCUCUCUUCUUUCGUUAAAACAAACAAUUUCAACUUUGCAAAGUUUGUAAGAAAAUAUAGAUUUUAAGUGUAUUUUGUAUUUGAAAAGUAUACAUGUGCAAAACAAAGUAACAACUUUGUAUUUGGAAAAAUAACGUUAGUAGCUAUGAUAAAGCUUCGUAAAAAUCAUUUGCUGUUUCUCGACUGCGCAUGAUGUUUUCACAAAGGAUAUGUUGGUUGAAAACUGUAUGAACUGCACAUGUUCCUACAUUUUCAUGAAAAUACUCGAUUUGAUAACAUCGUAACACCAUAACAUAAAACAUCUUGUGUUAUUCGUUUAUAUUUCUUCAGCUUAUGCAUUUACAUAUAUUUUAAGAAAAUGUGUAAUAUGUCUCGAAAAA
Molecule: messenger RNA, 4727 nt
Organism: Mytilus californianus (California mussel)
Lineage: Eukaryota; Metazoa; Mollusca; Bivalvia; Mytilida; Mytilidae
Exons: 5
Coding region: 101-3511 (1136 amino acids)
Molecular function (GO): protein binding
Source: RefSeq, a predicted model, not a curated record